AUGUCUAGAAGCUCGCUCACUUUACAAAAUGGUGAUGAAAGUAUUGUCGACGAUGAAGCUACGGUAGCGGCCACAACCACAGCUGCUAGUACUACCAUUGAUACAGCAGAAGCAGACCCAUUAACAUUGAACGAGCAACAACAACAACAGCGGCAGUCGCCGUUACAACAAGAACCUGUUAUAUGCACCCUAUGCCAAAAAUCAGCUACGUUCAUGUGUUCAUCGUGCGGUUUGAAUGGGCCCCGUUAUUGUUCUAUGGAAUGUCAAAAGACCGAUUGGAAGGAAAGCCAUUAUAAAGUUUGCGAGGCGACAUUGGCAGCUCGUCGUUCAAGGCGUGCUACAGGUUUGGCUAAUGCUAAUGCUGCUGAAGGAGAACAAAGAACAUCUCGGUUAAAUGCUGCACUCGCUGUCAAUUCGCGUCGUAACACAGCAGGAUCACAAGAACAAGACGGUGAUGGUAAUACGGAUAUUGCAAUGGCUGAUUUGGGCACAUCGCAAGACAUCGACGAAAACAAUCAACGACGACGACUACGAGAAGACGAUGAAGAAUUUGCAGACGAAUUAAAGUUCUAUAUGCAACAGAUCUAUUUCAUCAUCAAGCCCGUCGUUGCAUGCAUUAUUCUCAGCAUAUUCUGGGUCAAGGUGGCAUACAGUGGCGGUAGCGACUACAGUCCUACACGUUCAUCUUAUGUCAUACUUCCGAGCGAUGAUUCAACGUCGACAAGCAACGGUGAUGACAGUAGUGGAGAUGGUGGCGGGUCAGGCAUCACGCAAUCGCUCACGAAUGCAUUCAUUAUCAUCGGUCAAAUCAUUGUCGUCACUGUAGUGAUUGUAUUUUUGUUUCGUAAGGGCUGGAUCAAGGUUCUUGUCGGAUUUUUUAUGAUUGUCGUCCUGAUGCUCCUUGGUUUCAUGACUUAUUUAUUAUUACUGAAUUUGAUACAAGUCUUCUCCAUACCAAUGGAUUACAUUACAAUGGUGUUUGCUUUAUGGAACUUUGCUGUCGUCGGUUUAGUGUCUAUAUUUUGGAAAGGUCCGCUUUGGCUUCAACAAGGCUAUCUCACAGUUAUGAGCUCAUUGAUGGCCUUUUCAUUGACCGGACUCGAAGAAUGGACGACUUGGAUCUUACUGGGCUUACUUGCAGUGUGGGAUCUAAUUGCUGUCUUGUGUCCAUUUGGUCCGCUACGAUUACUAAUCGAGAGUUCACGAAAGCAACAGCGUGAAGUCCCAGCCUUGCUGUAUUCCGUCAACGCAGUAUGGUUCAUGCUAGCAGCAACCGAUCAUGUUCGAUUAUCAAAGAACAUUAUACCCUUUUCUUCUUCCUCCCAUAAAGACAACAACAACAACAACAACGAUACAUCCUCGCUCAACGAAAAAACAGCAGCAGCACAGCAACAACAACAAAAACAGCAAGUUGAUGAUUUAGCAGCGAAUGGACGAAAACGAACUGUUACCUUAUCCUCCAUCACCGAUACCAUACAUAGUCUUACUAGUUCUUCAGAAUACGAAGCAUCCACUUCAUCCACUGCACCAUUACAUCCCAAUGCCGCUGCACCAGGCAGACAACGACAACAGCAGCAACCUUCUUCCUCCACACUCGCCUCAUCAACAGGUCCUGCAAGCAUGACCAAUCUGCAGCCGAAUGGGUUUAUGCGUCUGCGUGCAGAAAGUAUAUCAAGUACUACAGUCGCUGCACAAUCCAAUACAGAAGAAGCUGCGAACAAAGCAACGCAUACUGAUGAUAGUAGUCGGAGGACCAGCACAGGUCAACCAGAUGACGACGAGCCAAGACGGAGGAGUAGUAAUGAUACCCAAGGAAUUGAAAAUGAUUCUGAAGAAAGAGAUGAAGAAGAUGUGGAAAGAAGCGGCCUGAAACUCGGAUUAGGCGAUUUUGUAUUUUAUAGUGUACUUAUUGCACGUGCAGCCUUGUAUGACUGGAUCACUACAGUGUGUUGUACGAUUGCAGUGCUGACAGGUCUGACGACGACCAUUUUCUUACUGGCCAUUUACAAAAAGGCCCUUCCAGCAUUGCCCAUUUCAAUUGCAUUUGGCAUACUUUUCUAUUUUGUCGCCAAAACCGUGCUUGUUCCCUAUAUUGGGGUAUUAUGUGUCUUUGGCAUGGUUGGUUUGUAG
Zychaea mexicana is the source of this 2130-nucleotide messenger RNA. Its product is annotated as Presenilin-domain-containing protein. NCBI's taxonomy places the organism in Eukaryota, Fungi, Mucoromycota, Mucoromycetes, Mucorales, Lichtheimiaceae. Bases 1 to 2130 code for a protein of 709 amino acids. Gene Ontology annotation, molecular function: aspartic endopeptidase activity, intramembrane cleaving. The transcript is spliced from 8 exons. Gene Ontology annotation, cellular component: membrane; nucleus. Gene Ontology annotation, biological process: protein processing. The record is from RefSeq and is a predicted model, not a curated record.